GCUUUCAUUGGUAAUGUGUCAGGUCCUCUUGAGGGUUUAUUUUGGGCGGUCUCUCGGCGCUGACUUAUCUCACCAACAGGGGCUUCUGUGUUAACUGAGGCUGAAUAAACACAGAUGAACUGUCGAGCACAUUCACAAAAAUGUCCUGGCAAUGUCUGCCUGACUUCACGGGACUCUUGGACACCACAGGAGAAGCACGUCACCUCAAAAAUACACUGACAUGGAGUUUUAAACAAGCGACGCAGACAUGCUCGUCCUAGAAGACUUGACUGCAGCUGACAGAGCGCUGGUUUGACACUUACAGCGUGCUUUGUGUAUCACCUCUCAACAACAUUUAUCUUCCUUUCAUUUUUUUUAUUGGACUUUUAGUCAGGGUGGACAUCCGAAAUGAAGAAUCCACAUCUAAACGGUCAUUGCAAGAUCCUAAACACGGUAUCAGGAGACAAGAAAUUUAAACGGAAAUCACGAGAUCCAAUUAAGCGUGUCAGUGAAGAUCAUUUGCCUUACUUUAAACUGUAUAAGAACUCGCAUCUAAUGCCAGAGACACUGGGAGACGCUUGUCCAAAAGAGACGCACGCUUCGGAAAUCGACGCGGCGAGUGUCGGAAACGAAAUUUUAAAUACUGCCAUAGAUAUGAGGAUUAACACCGUGAUUUCUGGAGAGAUACCUGACUCGAAGCUAAGAUCCAUCUCCGAGAAGACUGUCAAUAGCAAAAUUGCUCAAACAAACUCGCAUGUUUCGGCUUUGAGCGGUUCACAGGUUUUUCCCUUGGAGCGUGUUGUGUUUUCUCCGCGCGCAGCCUCGCAGGCGCCUGACGCCAGCGGCAGAAGCGAGCGCGCGGAGUCUCCUAGGAGACGCACUGGAGAGCCGUCGGGCGUCGUCACGGAGAUCAAAGCCAUUCAGCAGACACGAAGACUACUGGCGAACGCGCGCGAGAGGACGCGCGUGCACACCAUCAGUGCAGCCUUUGAGGCGCUCAGAAAGCAGGUACCCUGCUACUCUUAUGGGCAGAAGCUUUCCAAGCUGGCUAUAUUAAGAAUAGCUUGCAACUACAUACUGUCCCUUGCUCAGCUUGCCGACCUGGACUAUUCGCCAGACCACCACAACGUGAGCUUCAGAGAGUGUGUGGAGCAGUGCACUAGAACUCUGCAGGCCGAGGGUCGCUCCAAGAAAAGGAAGGAAUAAAAUGAAGAAUGUCUUCUGUGAAUUUGGAGAAAGAAGGAACUCAAUCAAUUAAGAUGAAGACACUUUCCCCAUGCGGG
Molecule: messenger RNA, 1262 nt
Organism: Rhinichthys klamathensis goyatoka
Lineage: Eukaryota; Metazoa; Chordata; Actinopteri; Cypriniformes; Leuciscidae
Gene: atoh8
Product: atonal bHLH transcription factor 8
Exons: 3
Coding region: 388-1185 (265 amino acids)
Molecular function (GO): DNA-binding transcription factor activity; protein dimerization activity
Source: RefSeq, a predicted model, not a curated record